Molecule: messenger RNA, 4292 nt
Organism: Peromyscus leucopus (white-footed mouse)
Lineage: Eukaryota; Metazoa; Chordata; Mammalia; Rodentia; Cricetidae
Gene: Hoxc4
Product: homeobox C4
Exons: 3
Coding region: 2693-3487 (264 amino acids)
Biological process (GO): anterior/posterior pattern specification; regulation of transcription by RNA polymerase II; embryonic skeletal system morphogenesis
Cellular component (GO): nucleus
Molecular function (GO): DNA-binding transcription factor activity, RNA polymerase II-specific; RNA polymerase II cis-regulatory region sequence-specific DNA binding
Source: RefSeq, a predicted model, not a curated record
GCUCACCUUUGAAGGAGAGGAAGAGAAUAGUGUCAGUUGGGGCCGAGUGAGGCAGCGAGGCAGGUGCAGACCCUAGACAAAACCUCAGGCUGAAGGGCUGAAGAACUCUCUGUUUUCCCUUACCCUUCCCACCCUACCACUGCUCUCUGGGGCUUUGGAUUCCCAGAUGGGGCAAUUUGGAGUUGUUGCUCAGAUCUUCCCUUUACCCACUUCCAGCAACUUGUAGUUUGCCCCCGUGAGAGAGUGAGUGAGUGAGUGAGAGAGAGAGAGAGAGAGAGAGAGAGAGAGAGAGAGAGAGAGAGAGAGAGAGAGAAUAAAAGAAAAUUUAAAAUCUUCACACAACUCCCGGCCACCAACAACAACGUAGCUGCCUUCCCCUCACUCACAGCCUUGAGCUCCUCUUCCAAGAAUACAGCCAGUCCUCAUAUUCAGGGUCAGAUCCAAGUGAGCAAGGAUUCUCCAAAAGCUUUGGGAGUUUGAGAGUCUCCUGUAAGAGGUGGUUGACCUCUAGGGAAUUCGGUUCCCUCAUCCAGCUGAUUGGGGGGGGGGUCUCUUGGGGAGAAUGUCUCUAGGACUUUGAAGCACCAAGUCAUGGGGGCCAAGCCCUGGUGAGCUUGGGCUGGGGCUGAGGCCCUAAGCAUUGGAACCUGGAUGGCAGCCAGGGGCUCAGGCCCAAUCUGUCUCUUUGGGCUUUGCUUGUGGCUCCCUCCUAUUCCAGCCCUCAAAGCGAACCCUAAUUUGGAAAUGGGGACCCUCUCCCACAUCCCAAAGGUGGUGAAAAAGAAUGUUAGGAAUCUUCUCUUUCCGUAUCUCUCUCACGGGGCUUUAUUUUUUUUCUCUUCCCCCUCCUCAUUCCCUUAAUUGCAGAUGUUCUAAUUAAACCCUCAAAUAGUUGUUAUGCUGUUUUAAAAGGUACUUAUUCAAGUGUCAACCAGGCUGGGCUGGGAGGAGGCAGCAUAGGGCGGCGAAUUAAAGGUAGAUUGACUAAUCACAGCGGCGAUCAUAAUAAUAAAAUCAGAGGGAAAAAAAUCACAUUACGACUUUUCGUGGAAAGGAGGGAGCAGGCAGCCAGCGGCCGCCAGCCCUGUGCCGCCGACACAAAGAGUGCGGGCGAUUCCGCGAGACUGAUUUAUGACGUUUUACAGCCCUAUAAAAGCUGUAGCGACGAGGCAAGCGCUCCUACCACCGCUGGCAGAUUUAGUCUAAUAAAUAAAACAUAAACAGUUAACUUUAUGUGUCACUUUUAUUGUUAUCAAGUAAAAUAUAGCCGAGCCCCGGCAAGCUAUGAUUUUAAACUAUAAUUGUUAUCAAGCACAACACGGGGACCUGGCUCCCUCCCUGGGCUUUCCCCUCUGCUGCCCCCCACCAACUCUGAGUUAUAGAAGAUCAGUUAAUUGGAGUCCGAUGACGAGGCCACCCCUAGCUAAGGAGCCAGAGACUGGAAAAAAUAGCUCUUCCUUGCCCCCUGUAUUCCCUCUGACUCUGCCACUUCUCCUGGGGGUAUUCUGUGAGUGGGUGGCAGAGGGAGGAGGCAGGGUGAGAAGAGGCUGGAGACCCCUGCCCUGCCUCCAAAGCUCGGGGACUUCACCUCUUCUUUUUGGAAGGCAGCCUGGAGCUGGCCCUGGGGAAUAUGUGUUUACAUGUAAACACACGUGUUACACGGAUACAGUCCCUGACUGGAAGCAAGCAGGCUCUACCCACACAGGCCUGGAGUGUAAGGCAUGGAGGGAAAACUCCCAGGGCUUUAUUUAGUUGGGCCCCACUUCAGAGCACUGACUCCUGGCAGAGAUCUCUCUCUCUCUCUCUCUCUCUCCCUCUCUCUCUCUCUCUCUCUCUCUCUCUCUCUCUCUCUCUCUCUCUCUCUCUCUCUCUCCCUCUCUUUUUAUUUUACCAGAGCUGUUCGGAGCCAGUCUGGGAGGUGGUGCUGUGAGAAGUCACCAGGCCGGGGAGCAGGAGUCACACAUGGGUCAUCAGUAGGAGAUAUCCUCUGCUCUGGGGCCUGGGCUGGGAAGGACAGUGGGUAGCAGGGAGAUCAAGGUUUCUGAAAUCUGCUUUUGCCAACCACUUCCCGUCUCUCUUCAGCGGGGGCUCAAGCCCUAGACCUCCAGAAAUGACGUCAGGAUCAUUUGCAUCCCGCUGCCUCAACCUGCCUAGUACUGCUGGGACCCUGUCUCGACGGUCCCUUGGCCAAGAGGGUUGGAGGGGCGCUGCCCUGUGACCUACACAAGACUGCAACAGGAUUACUAUAAUGGAGACCACUGGAAAGGCACUGGAGCCUGGGCCCACCGGGCGCACUGGAGGCCGGAGAGGAGACCCUGGGCCGGGGCUGAAUCACAGCCUCCCGACAGCCCUCAAUGCCCAGGCAUUGGAGCCGAACUGGGAGCCUCCCAUCUCCUUUUGCAGGGGAGGAUUGUCAGUCUGGCGGGGUGUGCAAUGGUGAGCACCCCAGCUUCUGCCAGCCAUCCCCCCACCCCACCCCACCCCCAGCAGCAGCAGCACCACACACACAAAAAAUUGGAUACAUUUUGAAUAAAGCGAUUCGGUUCCUUAUCCGGGGACUGGGUUGCUCGGUGUGAUUGGCCGGCGGAGUCACAUGGUGAAAGUAACUUUACAGGGUCGCUAGCUAGUAGGAGGGCUUUAUGGAGCAGAAAAACGACAAAGCGAGAAAAAUUAUUUUCCACUCCAGAAAUUAAUGAUCAUGAGCUCGUAUUUGAUGGACUCUAACUACAUCGAUCCGAAAUUUCCUCCAUGCGAAGAAUAUUCGCAAAAUAGCUACAUCCCUGAACACAGUCCGGAAUAUUACGGCCGGACCAGGGAAUCGGGAUUCCAGCAUCACCACCAGGAGCUGUACCCACCACCGCCUCCGCGCCCUAGCUACCCUGAGCGUCAGUAUAGCUGCACCAGUCUCCAGGGGCCCGGCAAUUCGCGAGCCCACGGGCCGGCCCAGGCGGGCCACCACCACCCUGAGAAAUCGCAGCCGCUCUGCGAGCCGGCGCCUCUCUCAGGCGCCUCUGCCUCCCCAUCCCCAGCCCCGCCAGCCUGCAGCCAGCCAGCCCCCGACCAUCCCUCCAGCGCCGCCAGCAAGCAGCCCAUAGUCUACCCUUGGAUGAAAAAAAUUCACGUUAGCACGGUGAACCCCAAUUAUAACGGAGGGGAGCCCAAGCGCUCGAGGACAGCCUACACCCGGCAGCAGGUCCUGGAAUUAGAGAAAGAGUUUCAUUACAACCGCUACCUGACCCGAAGGAGAAGGAUCGAGAUCGCCCAUUCGCUGUGCCUCUCUGAGAGGCAGAUCAAAAUCUGGUUCCAAAACCGUCGCAUGAAAUGGAAGAAGGACCACCGACUCCCCAACACCAAAGUGAGGUCAGCGCCCCCGGCCGGCGCUGCGCCCAGCACCCUCUCGGCAGCCACCCCGGGUACUUCUGAAGACCACUCCCAGAGCGCCACGCCGCCGGAGCAGCAACGGGCAGAGGACAUUACCAGGUUAUAAAACGUAACUUACACCCCUGCCCCCACCCUGUGCUCCGUGACCCCCUCACACACAAAUUGACUCUUAUUUAUAGAAUUUAAUAUAUAUAUAUAUUUUGGUUCUUUUUCCUCUUCCUCCUGCCUCCUCCCUUGUCAGUUCUAAACAGACAAAACAGAUAAACAAGCCCCUGCCCUUCUCCCUUCACUGUUGAGGACCCCUUUAAGCAUGUGGUGUUAUCUUAGCAUGGUACCUGCUGGGUUUUGUUUUUGUUUUGUUUUUGUUUUUUAAGGCCAUUGGGGGGGGUAUUUAUUUUUUAAGAAAAAAAAGCUGCAAAAAUUAUAUAUUGCAAGGUGCGAUGGUCUGGUUUGGGUGAAUUUCAGGAAAAAUGAGGAAAAGAAGAAGGAAAGGGAGAUUUUUUAAGUGGAUUCUCAUCCUCUCUCCUCCUCCCCCCCACUUUCCUUAGGCCUUUUGCAUUGAAAAUGCACCAGGGGAGGUUAGUGAGGGGGAAGUCAUUUUAAGGAGAACAAAGCUAUGAAGUUCUUUUGUAUUCUUGUGGGGGGGUGGGAGGAGGGGGGGCCAGCAGACAAAGCUAAAGCAUCUGGAGAGCCUCUGGGAGCUGUUUAGUUUGAGGAGCCAAAAGAACAUAAAAAUGAACUUUCAGUUCAGAGAGGCGGCAGUCUGUAGGUAGAUGCUCCCUACCCCAUCGUGGUUGUUGUGUUUUUGGACUGAAUUUACUUGAUUAUUGUAAACUUGCAAUAAAGAAUUUUAGUGUUGAUGUGAAAUGCCCCGUGAUCAAUAAUAAACCAGUGGCUGUGAAUUAGUUUUA